AUGUUGAUUCGUAACCUGGAUACCUCUCGCGGACUGGUAAACGGUGCCCGUGGAGUAGUUGAGAAGUUUUCGCCGGCCGUUGAAGGUGGCUUUCCUGAAGUCCGUUUCUUCUCCGUUGGCCGUUCCUCAUCAGGCGCCGCUGAGGGCCAGACCGUAACGAUUCGGCCCGAGAGGUGGACCAUCAACAGUAGUGGUGUAGGUGGUUCCGUUUCUGCUGCCGGUACCGCUUCUGGUGCUCAGCUCUACCGCAUACAGUUGCCGCUUUGCCUGGCCUGGGCAAUUUCAGUUCACAAAAGUCAGGGCAUCACUCUGGACUCAGUGGAACUCGGUCUUUCCAAGGUCUUCGAAUACGGUCAGGCGUAUGUGGCCCUAUCACGAUGCCGCAGCUUGGCGGGCUUACACCUGCUGGACUGGAGACCAGAAUGCAUUCGAGCGGAUCCGGAGGUUUCCAAAUUCUACACAAAAUUACGUUUAAAAUCACGCUCCCAUAGCGGUGGUAUCGAGAAUUGA
Dibothriocephalus latus is the source of this 510-nucleotide messenger RNA. NCBI's taxonomy places the organism in Eukaryota, Metazoa, Platyhelminthes, Cestoda, Diphyllobothriidea, Diphyllobothriidae. The record is from the annotation of a GenBank genome assembly.